UCUUUUUAGUUGGGAGCGAGCAAUUUCUGUUUGGUAAAGAGCAGAAUUCUAAUUCCAAAUGUGACUAAACCCAAAUUCUGCAUCACUCGGCAGCCACUCUCUUUCUCAACGCUCUCACUAUCUCGAUUUCUCUCUCCGUAUGAUUUCUCCAGGUUAACAAAGCUUGCUUGAAAUCUUCCAGAUUAACGAAACUCUUUGCAGUUGUAGGAUAAUGGGGCGGAAAGCUGGCGGGCUUUUUAUCAACUCUAAGAGAUUCAGUUCACUUCAUAAACCUUGCAUGAAGGAAAUGAUCAUGUUUAUGAACUGUAUGGCUACAAGCCAUAGCGAUGUUGAAGCAUGUGCUAAGCAGAAGGAAAUAUUAAAUACAUGUAUAGAAUCUCAGAGUAAAAAGAACAGAAAGUCUUGGGGGAGUAUCAAUUAUCAACUGCAGAGGCUUAGCCGUGGAAGGAAGUAGUUUGAUGUUUUCCGAUAUUAAUCAUUUUCAAAAUUCAAGAUUGUGUUAUCUGGAAAGCUUGUAUUUCUAUAUUUAAACAUUUAUUUAAUUAAGUUGAAAGAGUUGGUAGAAUUAUAUUGAAGAAUACCAAGGGAAUAUUUCUUGUAUCAGUUGAAUCUUUAACAAGCUACAAAUAAUUUAUGAAUUAUGAUACCAUCAUCUUGUCA
Messenger RNA from Medicago truncatula (barrel medic), 660 nucleotides. RefSeq lists its product as uncharacterized. Gene Ontology annotation, biological process: mitochondrial translation. Gene Ontology annotation, molecular function: structural constituent of ribosome. Lineage: Eukaryota; Viridiplantae; Streptophyta; Magnoliopsida; Fabales; Fabaceae. The transcript has 4 exons. Bases 212 to 454 code for a protein of 80 amino acids. The record is from RefSeq and is a predicted model, not a curated record.